AGAACCCUUGAAGAUCCAUGGAAUAUCAUGAUGGUGGCCAGUGAACAAGCGCAGUUUAUGGCAAAUCUCAUCAGAUUGAUUAACGCGUCAAAAGCUAUUGAAAUAGGGAUGUACACGGGGUACAACGCUCUGAGUAUGGCUUUGGCCAUGCCGGAGAACGGCAUAGUGGUGGCUUGUGAAAUCGUAGACACCUACAUUGAAAUUGCCAAGCCUUUUUUCAAAGAGGCUGGAGCUGAAAAUAAGAUUGACGUAUGGCAUCAAAAAGCGAUGAGAACUCUGAAUGACCUCAUAGCAGAUGGAGAGGCUGGGACGUAUGACUUUGUGUUCAUCGAUGCUGAUAAAUCCAACUAUGACAGAUACUAUGAGAAGUCCCUGGAGCUCUUGCGAAAAGGCGGGGUCAUUGCAAUCGACAAUGUGCUGUGGAGUGGAAAGGUCGUGAAUCCUGCUCCCGGUGAUGUCACCUCACAGAAUCUGGAUAAUCUCAACAAGAAGCUACACAAGGACCAGAGAAUUGAACUGAGCAUGCUCACUGUGGGGGAUGGGCUGACCAUUGCAAUUAAACGCUAAAAAUUGA
Messenger RNA from Austrofundulus limnaeus, 574 nucleotides. Its product is annotated as catechol O-methyltransferase domain-containing protein 1. NCBI's taxonomy places the organism in Eukaryota, Metazoa, Chordata, Actinopteri, Cyprinodontiformes, Rivulidae. Gene Ontology annotation, molecular function: O-methyltransferase activity; S-adenosylmethionine-dependent methyltransferase activity. The record is from RefSeq and is a predicted model, not a curated record.